AACGUUCUCGUAGAUAGUACGGGCACGACUUCGUUGUAAGCCAUCGGGUUUUUGCUUUACCGAAUUUUUAGUUUUAUUGUAAUAAAUUUGCGUGUUCAAACGAUGUAAAACACUGGAGCUGCUUCAGAAAGUGAACGUUCAAAAUUAAUUUAUAGCUUAAUCUUAAAAUAAUAAUUAUGUUAAAUCAUCACAGUACUUCGGUCUACAUAAAUACAGUUAGAUUAAAGGGUGAUAAUUGUGAGAAUGUGAAAGUGUGAAAUAUCAAAUACAAACCUCAAACAGACAGGAAAUGAGUCAGACCGCGUAAAAUUGGCCGAGAAUCGCACGCAUUAAGCCAUAGCAGACGCGACUCACGAGCGCUCAGACUUGAGACCAGAAGUGACAGCCGGCAUCAACAUUCAUCUCCGGGUGUACAAGGAAGCGCUGGCGGCUGGAAUGGAGCCGCUAAGCGAGAACGGGCUCUGCCUGUCCGAACUGGACUUGCACGGAGGCGGUCACCUACACGAGUCCGUGGCCGCUUCCGUCGGCUCGGCCAUAUCAAGUCUGAUGGCUCCCCUGCACCACGAGCCUCAGCACACGCCCCUCCACCACGCGCCGCCACUGCACCACGAGCCUCUGGAGAAAUUAAAACUAUGGGCAGAGACGGGCGAAUUUCGAGACAGCGGUCACUCUUCUCUCACAUCAGGUGGCUCUGGCGUGGAACAAUCCUCGUUGUAUGCACCGGCAAGACCCCGACGCGAUAGAAAAAUGACAGACGACAGUAAUCGCCCACUGACAUCAGAGCCCACGAUUAAAACGGAAUCCACGACACCAGGAGUGGGACCUGAAGAACCGAAUUUAGACGACAAAGGCGAUAAGAAAAACAAGAGGCAGCGUCGGCAGCGGACUCACUUCACCAGCCAACAGCUUCAAGAACUAGAGGCGACUUUUGCAAGGAAUCGUUAUCCAGAUAUGUCCACGCGCGAAGAGAUCGCCAUGUGGACUAACUUAACAGAGGCUAGAGUUAGGGUAUGGUUUAAAAACCGGAGAGCCAAGUGGCGAAAACGAGAAAGGAAUGCAAUGAAUGCGGCAGCCGCGGCUGCUGCCGAUUUCAAAAACGGCUUCAGCACUCAAUUUAACGGCUUAAUGCAGCCGUUCCCGGACACCGAUGCGCUUUACUCGUCGUAUCCCUAUAAUAACUGGGCUGCGAAAGUACCUAGUCCACUAGGAACGAAAAGUUUUCCGUGGCCUGUCAAUCCCCUCGGAUCAGUGGUACCGGCAAGUCAUCAUCAGGGUUCGGUAAACUGUUUCAACACGGCGACUUCAAUGGGAGGAGUCGGAGGCGGCGGGAUGGGAGGCGUCGGGGGAUCAGCCGGUGUAGGAGGUGGUGUUGCUCCGUGCCCUUACACUGCACCUCCCAAUCCUUACAGCAUGUACAGGACAGAGCCGUGUCCGGCAAUGUCGUCAUCGAUAGCGUCGCUAAGGUUGAAGGCGAAGCAGCACUCAUCAGGGUUCGGCGGGAGCUACGGGUCAGUGUCGCCGGUGUCGAGGGCCGGGUCCGCGCCGCUGUCAGCGUGCCAGUACGCGGGCGGAGUGGGAGUGUCGGACCGCGUGCUCUGAGAGGAAGCGCGCGGCCGCGAGGAGACUCGCUCGCCGCCACCCUUGCUGGCGACCGCGCGAGCCUCCUAGUCGCCGCCCGACCUCACUUACACUACUCCGUCUUACAGACAUUUGUGGGAAUGGUUUGACUAAGCAUACGCUUGUCUACACGAUCGUGUACACGGACACUAGUUCAAUCAUAAAAUAGUGACAGUUUACGGUACUAAAAGAUUAGUGUCAGCUCGUCAAUACGACCUGUGAGAGCUAUAUUUAAAAAAGUGUAAGUCGUGGGGUAAAUUAUGUGAAUAAUUCGCAUAUAGCAUAAUAUUUGUUAAGAAAUGUCUGGCAAUAAAAACUGAACGAUUCGUUUCUAAGUGAAAUGUAAAUAUGUAGGUAUGUAUGUACGUAUACCAAAGCGAAGUGUGCAAUUUUUACAAGCUUAACAUGUACUUAGACUAUUUAGAUUAAGUUUAGUUAUUUAGUUCAAUAUUUACUGUUACAAAAAUACGUAUCUAAUUAUAAAUAACUUAUUUGUGGUAUCAAUAACAAAUGAUUUGUCGUUUUGUAAAUAUGUUUUUAUCUAAAUUUUUUGUUGUACUUUUCUAAACACAAUCAGAUAUGAACUGCCGUAAAUUUGUUUAAAACUGUUUUGCUCCAAACAAUGAACAUACACACUGAGGUUUUAAAGUUAAUAAUAAGGAGAACUUUCCGCAUUCGCAGGAUUUACACAAAAUAUAUUAACUAUCGCUGUAGUCGUUCACUGAAACUUGUAGAAUUUUGAAUUGGUUUUUUAUACAACAAGAAUGAAACUCAUAUUAUUUUUUAUAUCACAUCCAAUUAAAAUGUUAAAUAAAAUGUAUUAUUUUGUGAGUUUCUGAAUCAAUACGAAAUCAAUUUGAACGAACCAUACAUCUGUAUAACAGUUACACAAAAGUCAAUAUUUAUCAAGCUAUUCAAAAGUUAUACUUGUAUUAGGACAAUAUGAUUGAUUUCAAAUAUUACAUGUUAAUCACUUAUGAUCUGCCUGCAUGAACUAUGUCCAAUUGUAAUAUGAUAUUGACCAUCUCGAUGCAAUGUGUGGCUGGAAUAGCCCUUAGGAUAUCAGCGAAUAAGUUGGGAAAAAAUAUAAAGCAUUUUAUAGAAAAAGUCUGAGUCUUAUGAUGGAUAUUUAUUUGAAAACCGAAAUAAAUUCAACGAAUGGCUGUAUUACUGUAAAUUAUUUUGUCGCCUUUUUUUUUUUAAAUAAAUGUUAUUUAUGGUAAAUAUGUAAAUAAAAAUGAAUGGAAGUCUUAAAACCUGAUGACCUCGGCUUUAGAGAGACCGCCUAAACGAGAUUAAUGCAACCAGGAUCUCAGUUAUUUAUUAAAAAAUGUUCACAUUUACUUAACAAUGAACAUACAGAGAACUAACUGUAAAUAAAUGUAAUUUAAUUGUAGCUAUAACAUUCGCUAUAGUAUUCGAGACUUUUAGAUAAUUUAGACUACCCACAUCCGUGUGCCUAAUUAUCAAUGAAGGAAUCACAGAAAUGUUAAUGUAAAUAAUAUUAAAAUAUCAUUUUGAACGUGAAUUAGUUCCGAGGUUUUGAUUUUAAACAUAUCAGGGAGGUAUCCGUAAAUAAAUUAUUAUGUAGAAAUUUUUUGGUGAAUUAAUUAAAAAAAUAAGCGAAUCCGAUCGUUCUGUAACUUAAAAAACCUCUAGUCAUAAUAAAAUAUCAAUGAGUA
Bombyx mori (domestic silkworm) is the source of this 3299-nucleotide messenger RNA. RefSeq names its product pituitary homeobox1 (gene Ptx1). Bases 436 to 1599 code for a protein of 387 amino acids. NCBI's taxonomy places the organism in Eukaryota, Metazoa, Arthropoda, Insecta, Lepidoptera, Bombycidae. Gene Ontology annotation, cellular component: nucleus. The record is from RefSeq and is a predicted model, not a curated record. Gene Ontology annotation, biological process: regulation of transcription by RNA polymerase II; anatomical structure morphogenesis. The transcript is spliced from 5 exons. Gene Ontology annotation, molecular function: DNA-binding transcription factor activity, RNA polymerase II-specific; RNA polymerase II cis-regulatory region sequence-specific DNA binding.